AUGGUCAGCCAUGGAAAGCAUAUUGCAAUAAUAGUCCAACAGCUUAACAAAUUUAACCCUGAAAAUCAGAGCGUGGAGGAUUUCUUGAAUGAAUCAGCUAAGAUGUUGCAGACACUUAAUGUGACAGAAGAAAAAUUUGUGUUGGAUACACUAGCUGGAUGCAUAGAAUAUAAAUCCUUAUUGGAUGUAAUAGUCAAUGCCUUUUUUGUUCGGGAUGGGAGAUACUGCCUGAUUUCUGAGCGUAAUUUCUAUAAAGUUAUUUGUUACCUGGCUACUUUUUUUCUUAGAUUCUUCUUCAAUGCCUUGUAUUUGAACACAUGGAUAAAAGAUGAAUGGAGUCGGUUCUACGAUUCACUGUAUGUAAAAGAGAACUGGAUCGAUCCACUGCUAAGAUGGCAGCCAAAAGUACAGCAACUGAUUGAACAGCUCACAGACAAACUGAAUAAUUGUACUACCACUGUGAAGACUUCAGCAGUCACUCAGCCAAAGGAAUUUAAUUUGACUGCACCCAAACCACGUGCCAUUCCUGUACCUCUGCCAAUACCAGUACUGGGAAAAAGGCUACCUGUUCCUCCAAGCACCUACAAACCUCCAAAGGAAACAAAGCAGCUAGAGGAAAUCAAAAUAAAAAAUCGCCGAAAAGCAGAAGAUCUGCUCCUGAAAGCAAAUGCUGACCAGUUCAGGUGUGCAACUGUGAAGUCUGAAAAAAGAGAGAUUGACAAUAUACCUAUAAAAUUAAAUGCUGCGGCUAUUUUGAGAGAGGGUGCCCUCUAUCAGCGGAAGAUGGAACAGGAGCUCAAGAGAAUUGAAAAUUUGCUGCGAGGGGCUGGAGACCCAUCUGAAUUCUUGGAAUGGCAAAAACAGAUGCGUGGAAAAGAUUUGGAAGAGCAGCUGGCUGAAACAGAAUGUAGGAGACUUCAAGGGAAACUGAGUCGUGAAGAGGCAGUUCUAGCCCAUCAGAAUGUAACUCAAGAAAAUAAGAAGAAAGCUGAUCUAAUGAGAGAAGAGAAAGCAGAGCUGAUGCACCAGUAUGCACAGAAGCGUCUACAGGAACAGCAAGAAAUGAGAGAGCUGGUGGAGCAGGUCGUGGAAGGACACAAGAAUGCAAAGCAGGCAAAAAUAAAGCUCCAGAAAUACAAACAGCAGAUAGUUCAGGAAGUUUCUGAAGAAAAUCGAGAACUUCUUCGGCAAGCUUUAGAAGAAGAGGAGGAGAAGCUUAGGAAAAGAUAUGAACUAAUUCAACAAAUACGAGCUAUUGAGUCUUUACCAAGCCUCAGACACAAGUUUGUUGAUUUAACUGAGACUGGUGGCCAUGGUUUAAUUUGUGAAAUGUCAGUAGUGGAACUACGUGAACGCCUUGCUCUGCUCAGAGAAGCACAGAAGGCAGCAGAGGAAGAAAAGAGAGACCAGAUAAUUCAUGAAAAACGAGCUAAGGAACAACUUCUUCUAGACACACUGGACCAGAUUUCCCUGUUCAGAGCAGAACUUGGACGAGCAGCUGCUUUAAAGCAAGAAGAAAAGAAAAGAAAGUCCCAGUCUGGUGAAAGGCCUGUGAAAGAUGAACGCAUUUUAAACCUGCAGAAAAAGAUUGUAGAAAAAACAAUGGAGCGUAAAAAGCAAGCAGAACUCUUAAAGAUUACCCCCCAGAAAACCAGCAUUGCAUCAAAGAAGGAUUCAUUGCAAUGGAACCGUUGGAAAGAACUGGAAGAGAGUCGGGAACGACUCGUGGCCAGACAAACAGCUCAGCAAAUGGCUGCCUAUGAGGCAGCAAGAAGUGGAGCCACAGUCUGUACAUUGCGUUCUAAA
This is a messenger RNA of Pterocles gutturalis (yellow-throated sandgrouse), 1806 nucleotides long. It is a transcript of the gene CFAP99, whose product is annotated as cilia and flagella associated protein 99. The annotation marks the transcript as partial. The transcript has 14 exons. NCBI's taxonomy places the organism in Eukaryota, Metazoa, Chordata, Aves, Pterocliformes, Pteroclidae. The record is from RefSeq and is a predicted model, not a curated record.